Messenger RNA from Closterium sp. Naga37s-1, 894 nucleotides. NCBI's taxonomy places the organism in Eukaryota, Viridiplantae, Streptophyta, Zygnematophyceae, Desmidiales, Closteriaceae. The record is from the annotation of a GenBank genome assembly.
AUGGAGCGCGCUUCCGGCAGGCGACUCGCCUGCAAGGUGGUCGCGGCGCGCAAGCAAGCAAUGGACGCGGCGGGGCGCGAAGUGGUGGCGCUUUCGCUGCUCAAGGAGUGUGAAAAUAUUGUUACUCUCGAGGAUGUCUUUAUCGGGGAGGAGGGGAAGGGGAUGGUGCUUGUAAUGGAGCUCGCUACCGGCGGGGAUCUUCUAACGCGGAUAGAGCAGAAGGGACGGAUUCCGGAGCACGAGGCGCCAAGGAAUCUCAUCCGUUCGAUGCUCGCAACUGAUCCGCAGAUCCGACCGUCCAUUGACGAGGUUCUGAACGACCCUUGGGUUUGCAACAGCUCCUUCCUUCCAUCCUCGUUCUCCAUCUCUGCUUCUUCUGGGGGUUUCGUCAAGUCUGCUGCCUCUGCUGUCCCACCUGCUGCCUCUGCCGUCCCACCUGCCCCUGCUGGCACUGCCAACCCUGCAGCUGCAUUUACCAUCAAGCCUGCUCCCUCUGUCGUCACACCUGCUGCACCCGCUAAGACCCGCCCGCCAGCCACUUGUGACCCCUCAUCUACCUUCAUCUUCCCACUUGCAACGCUCACGAUCAAGACCACGUACAAAACCACGUGCAGCACGGUCAAGUCCUGCCGGAAGCUCGCUUCCGAUGUGCUGCAGCGGAAGCAGUGGCGUCGACACGGCGCGGUUACCAGCAAGCUCUCGCCAUGUGCCAGCAAGCUCUCUCCAUGCAACAGCUCUCUGUCGCGACGGCACAGCAGCAGGUCGCAGCGGAGCUCCUUCUCUGCAGCCUCGGGGAGACUCAGUGCGCGGGUUGCUGACAUGGCAGUUGCUGCUGCGGGGGAGGCCACUGCUGGUGGUACUUUUGAUGCAACAGCAGUCCAGUGGUCCUUUUAA